Carya illinoinensis is the source of this 402-nucleotide messenger RNA. RefSeq names its product adenosylhomocysteinase-like. The transcript is spliced from 2 exons. Gene Ontology annotation, biological process: L-methionine cycle. The record is from RefSeq and is a predicted model, not a curated record. Lineage: Eukaryota; Viridiplantae; Streptophyta; Magnoliopsida; Fagales; Juglandaceae. Gene Ontology annotation, molecular function: adenosylhomocysteinase activity. Bases 1 to 402 code for a protein of 133 amino acids. Gene Ontology annotation, cellular component: cytosol.
AUGAAUAAGGACAUUAUCAUGGUUCGCCACAUGAAGAUGAUGAAGAACAAUGCAAUUGUAUGCAACAUUGGCCAUUUUGACAAUGAGAUUGAUAUGCAUGGUCUGGAAACUUACCCUGCUCAUGAAUUUGGGUUCUGCAACUGGGCAUCCCAGCUUUGUUAUGUCCUGCACUUUCACAAACCAGUGAUCACUCAGCUUAAACUUUGGAACAAGAGGGGAACUGGAAAGUAUGAGAAGAAGGUAUAUGUGCCGCCCAAGCAUUUGGAUGAGAAGGUCACAGCUCUUCAUCUUGGAAAACUUGGGUCUAAACUUACCAAGCUUACUCCAGCUCAAGCUGCAAACAUCAAUGUUUCUGUUGAAGGUCCUUACAAGCCCCCACUGUUGGGAGCUAUUCUGACAUAG